This is a messenger RNA of [Torrubiella] hemipterigena, 1011 nucleotides long. The record is from the annotation of a GenBank genome assembly. Lineage: Eukaryota; Fungi; Ascomycota; Sordariomycetes; Hypocreales; Clavicipitaceae.
AUGGACCAGGCCGCAGCGGCCGCUCCUGUACAGGCCAUCGUCGAAUCUCGUGCUGCUGUCCUGCCUGCCAAGUCGAAGAUGGCCGCCAUGGAAUCCGUCGAGAACUUUGUCUAUGGAUCCUUUGCCGGUAUGGUAGGAAAGUUUAUAGAAUACCCUUUCGAUACCGUCAAAGUGCGACUCCAAAGCCAACCCGACCACCUACCGCUACAAUACAAAGGCCCCAUCGACUGCUUUCGACAAUCCUUCCGCGCCGACGGCUUUGCGGGCCUAUACAGAGGAAUAAGUGCGCCGCUUGUAGGCGCAGCGGCCGAGAAUGGAUCGCUCUUCAUAUCUGAGAAUGUCGGCCGCGAGCUGUUAUACAUGAGUGGAAUUUCUUCACGAGAAAAGGGCCUGGGACUUGGUGCUCUAUUUGCCACCGGUGCCUUUGCCGGUGCCUGCACGUCACUGGUAUUGACUCCUAUUGAAUUGGUCAAGUGCCGUAUCCAAGCACCCGUUGCAGAUGCUAGCGGUGUUGUCCCCAAGCUUCGCCCGCUUCCUGUCAUCCGAGACAUCUUCCGCCUGGAAGGAUUCCGUGGAUUUUGGCACGGCGGAAUGGGUACACUUAUUCGCGAAUCUGGAGGAUCCUCAGCUUGGUUUGGUGUCAAGGAAACAGUCACCGCCAUGUUUCAGCACUUGAGAGCCAAGAAAGCCACAUCGUUGGAAGCAAAAGCGGCUCUUGCGGGCACCCCGUUGCCUUUGUGGCAGCAGGCCGUUGCCGGUGCCUCGGCAGGCAUUUCUUACAACUUUCUGUUCUUCCCUGCCGAUACAAUCAAGUCACGCAUGCAGACGCUUCCGCCUCCACCACCAGGUGUGAACCGCACCUUUCUCUCUGAAGGCAUGUCUAUUUGGAGACAACACGGCGUGCAAGGUCUCUACCGUGGCUGUGGCAUUACCUGCUUCCGUGCUGGUCCGGCAUCUGCUCUAAUCUUUAUCGUCUUUGACAGCCUAAAGAACAAUUUCCCCAUGCAUUGA